UGGCCAGCGGCCCCAUCAAUCCUCGCCUGGCUGUGCUGACGUCAUCCUGCAGCAGCGGGGAUGGGGUGGGAAUGAGAGAGGGAGAGAGGACGCCGGGCUCCCGGGCGAAGGAGAAGAAGCCACUGCAAGGCCCCCACCUCGGCCACCCAGGCUGGGGUCUGCCCGGGUCUGCUCUAUGGACUAGCGUGGGCGGCAGACUCCUUGCGGUCUCCGCCCUGCGCCCGCGCUCUCCCCUCCCCUCCGCGGAGCGCCCCUGCAUCACCCCCCCAAGGUGGACGAAGCCGGCUCGAGGCUCCCGGGGGAGAGCGAUCGGGCCCUGCCCCGCCCCGCCGGACCAUGACCCGCCUGCUGUUGCCCCUCUUGCUGGCUUUCCUGCUCCCCUCGAGCUCCUGUAACAAAGCCAACAAGCACAAGCCAUGGAUCGAGGCAGAAUACCAGGGCAUCGUCAUGGAGAACGACAACACGGUCCUGCUGAACCCACCCCUCUUUGCCUUGGACAAGGAUGCCCCACUGCGCUAUGCAGGUGAGAUCUGUGGCUUCCGGCUCCAUGGGUCGGGGGUGCCCUUUGAGGCCGUGAUCCUGGACAAGGCGACAGGAGAAGGGCUGAUCCGGGCCAAGGAGCCAGUGGACUGCGAGGCCCAGAAGGAGCACACGUUCACCAUCCAGGCCUACGACUGUGGCGAGGGUCCCGAUGGGGCCAACACCAAGAAGUCCCACAAGGCCACUGUGCAUGUGCGGGUCAACGAUGUGAACGAGUUUGCCCCAGUGUUUGUGGAGCGACUGUACCGCGCGGCCGUGACCGAGGGGAAACUCUACGACCGCAUCCUACGGGUGGAGGCCAUCGACGGCGACUGCUCCCCUCAGUACAGCCAGAUUUGCUACUAUGAAAUCCUCACGCCCAACACCCCUUUCCUCAUCGACAACGACGGGAACAUUGAGAACACGGAGAAGCUGCAGUACAGCGGCGAGAGGCUCUACAAGUUCACGGUGACGGCUUAUGACUGUGGGAAGAAGCGGGCAGCAGAUGAUGCCGAGGUGGAGAUCCAGGUGAAGCCCACCUGUAAACCCAGCUGGCAAGGCUGGAACAAAAGGAUUGAAUAUGCACCAGGCGCCGGAAGCUUGGCUUUGUUCCCUGGAAUCCGUCUGGAGACCUGUGAUGAACCUCUCUGGAACAUUCAGGCCGCCAUAGAGCUGCAGACCAGCCAUGUGGCCAAGGGCUGUGACCGUGACAACUACUCAGAGCGGGCACUGCGGAAACUCUGCGGUGCUGCCCCUGGGGAGGUGGAUCUGCUGCCCAUGCCCGGCCCCAAUGCCAACUGGACGGCGGGGCUGUCAGUGCACUACAGCCAGGACAGCAGCCUCAUCUACUGGUUCAACGGCACCCAGGCUGUGCAGGUGCCACUGGGUGGCACAGCUGGGCUGGGCUCUGGGCCCCAGGACAGCCUCAGUGACCAUUUUACCCUGUCCUUCUGGAUGAAGCAUGGCGUAACUCCCAACAAGGGCAAGAAGGAAGAGGAAACCAUCAUGUGUAACACCGUCCAGAAUGAGGACGGCUUCUCUCACUACUCACUGACUGUCCACGGCUGCAGAAUUGCCUUCCUCUACUGGCCCCUGCUCGAGAGCGCCCGCCCGGUCAAGUUUCUCUGGAAGCUGGAACAGGUCUGUGAUGAUGAAUGGCACCACUACGCCUUGAACCUCGAGUUCCCCACGGUCACACUCUAUGCUGAUGGCAUCUCCUUUGACCCUGCCCUCAUCCACGACAAUGGUCUUAUCCACCCGCCCCGAAGGGAGCCCGCGCUCAUGAUUGGGGCCUGCUGGACUGAGGAGAAGAACAAAGAGAAGGAAAAGGGAGGAGACAACAGUACGGACGCCACACCAGGAGACCCCUUGCCGAUCCACCACUACUUCCACGGCUACCUGGCUGGUUUCAGCGUGCGCUCAGGCCGCCUGGAGAGCCGUGAGGUCAUCGAGUGCCUCUAUGCAUGUCGGGAGGGGCUGGACUAUAGGGAUUUCGAGAGCCUGGGCAAAGGCAUGAAGGUCCACGUGAACCCCUCGCAGUCCCUGCUCACCCUGGAGGGGGAUGAUGUGGAGACCUUCAACCAUGCCCUGCAGCAUGUGGCUUACAUGAACACUCUGCGCUUUGCCACGCCGGGCGUCAGGCCCCUGCGCCUCACCACUGCUGUCAAGUGCUUCAGUGAAGAAUCCUGUGUCUCCAUCCCCGAAGUGGAGGGCUACGUGGUGGUGCUUCAGCCCGACGCCCCCCAGAUCCUGCUGAGUGGCACUGCUCAUUUUGCCCGCCCAGCGGUGGACUUUGAGGGACCUGAAGGCGUCCCUUUGUUCCCUGAUCUUCAAAUCACUUGCUCCAUCUCUCACCAGGUGGAGGCCAAAAAGGAUGAGAGUUGGCAGGGCACAGUGACGGACACACGCAUGUCGGAUGAGAUCGUGCACAACCUGGAUGGCUGUGAGAUUUCUCUGGUGGGUGAUGACCUGGACCCCGAGCGGGAGAGCCUGCUCUUGGACACGGCGUCCUUGCAGCAGCGAGGCCUGGAGCUCACCAACACGUCCGCCUACCUCACCAUUGCCGGGGUGGAGAGCAUCACUGUGUAUGAAGAGAUCCUAAGGCAGGCUCAUUAUCGGCUGCGACACGGAGCUGCCCUCUAUGCCAGGAAAUUCCGGCUCUCCUGCUCAGAAAUGAAUGGGCGUUACUCCAGCAAUGAAUUCAUCGUGGAGGUCAGCGUCCUGCACAGCAUGAACCGGGUCGCCCACCCCAGCCACAUGCUCAGCUCCCAGCAGUUCCUGCACCGUGGUCACCAGCCCCCGCCUGAGAUGGCCGGACAUAGCCUGGCCAGCUCCCACCGAAACUCCAUGGUCCCGAGCGCCGCAACUCUCAUCAUCGUGGUGUGCGUGGGCUUCCUGGUGCUCAUGGUCAUCCUGGGCCUCGUGCGCAUCCAUUCCCUGCACCGCCGCGUCUCAGGGGCCGGUGGGACCCCAGGGGCCUCCAGUGACCCCAAGGAACCUGACCUCUUCUGGGAUGACUCAGCUCUCACCAUUAUUGUCAACCCCAUGGAGUCCUACCAGAACCGGCAGGCCUGUGUGGCGGGUGCUGCGGGUGGCCAGCAGGAGGACGAGGACAGCAGCGACUCGGAGGCGGCCGACUCGCCCAGCAGCGACGAGAGACGCAUCAUCGAGACGCCCCCUCACCGCUACUAAGGCCUCCGUGUACCCCCAGCCAGGGAGAGGUCUGCCCUGUUGAGACAGACACCCCCAGGAGACAGAAGGCCCUUCUGAGACGAGAGAGACCCAGAGGGAGAGAGCUCAUCCCUUAAGCUUGGAACCUGCGGGGACCCCAGUGCGUCCAUCCCCGCCCCCGCCCGCAGCCCACCCCGUGCCUCUGGGCUCUCACUCCCCUGGUGUGGGACACUUUGGCUGCCUUUUCUGUUCCCAGGCAGCCACCCCCUUCGUUUACCCAUGUCUGUCUCUCCCCCCACUGGCCUUGUAAUUGGGGUGGGGGGGUGUCAGUAGCAGAGGGAGGGGCCGGGGCCGGGCUGAGGGAAACCCUGUAUCUGCACCCCCAUCUCUGUCCAUGGGGCCCUCUCCCCACCCAGCUGGGCCUUCCCUGUUUCCCUUACGACCCCCACUCCUAACCUUUUGAUUUCACUCUGGGGAUCCCUCCUUCUUCUGGCCCACCUUCCCUCCUCUCUUGUCCCCUUCCCCCUCUUCUCCUGGCCUGAGCUCCCACAGCCCUGGCCUCCCUACAGGACCUGCCUGUGGCUAGGUUGUGGGGAUGGGAGUUGGGGGGAGGCCCCGGGUGUAUUAUAUAUAAUGUAUAUUUUUUCAUGUCGUCGUGAGCGCAGCCCCUGUGUUCUGUGUGCAGCUCACAGCCUCGUGUGUGCGUGUGGCAUCAUCCCAUCCUGGGGUGGGGGUAGGGGGUUGGGUGUGGUGAGGGAGGGGACACACCCUAGGGUUUUCAAAUAAAACAACCAGAAAAAGGCUCAGUGA
Camelus dromedarius (Arabian camel) is the source of this 3999-nucleotide messenger RNA. It is a transcript of the gene CLSTN3, whose product is annotated as calsyntenin 3. Lineage: Eukaryota; Metazoa; Chordata; Mammalia; Artiodactyla; Camelidae. Bases 337 to 3210 code for a protein of 957 amino acids. Gene Ontology annotation, biological process: positive regulation of synapse assembly; homophilic cell-cell adhesion; positive regulation of synaptic transmission. Gene Ontology annotation, molecular function: kinesin binding; X11-like protein binding; calcium ion binding. The record is from RefSeq and is a predicted model, not a curated record. The transcript is spliced from 18 exons. Gene Ontology annotation, cellular component: cell surface; postsynaptic membrane.